Chironomus riparius is the source of this 2547-nucleotide messenger RNA. The record is from the annotation of a GenBank genome assembly. NCBI's taxonomy places the organism in Eukaryota, Metazoa, Arthropoda, Insecta, Diptera, Chironomidae.
AUGUUUCAAGCUUCAACGUCGUCGUAUAAAAUACUUUCACAAGAGCCACAAGUAGAUGAAAAUGAAAAUGAUUUUAGUUCGUCGUUGAGCUCAGAUGAAUCAGAAGAUUCAUUGGAUCUAGCAUUAAAUAAAAUCAGAAAUAGCCCAAGAAGAUCAAGACGAAAGCGAAAACGUAUUAAAAUGGUAAGAAUCGAUGGAUUUGAUGCUGCUGCCGAGUCUUACGAGGAGCUCAUUGGAUCGGCAAAACGUAAGAGGCAGUUUCUUGUACUCGGUGGAUUAUGCAUACUUGCCAUAGCUGUAAUUCUUGCUAUUGUCUUAUCUGUCUUUCUUGUAAACAAAUCUGCCGAAGAUAAACUGGAUGAAAUAGUUUUAGAUGACAUCAUUAAAGGAAAAUUGCAGCCUAGAAGGUUUAAUGGAACUUGGAUUGAUGACAAAUCGUUUCACUAUUUCGAUGUUAAUGGCGAUUUCAUCAUCUACAAUGCCGAUUCCAAAACUCGAGAAAUAAGAGUCAGAACAAAUUCCACCAUUUAUGAGCGCUUUGUGACGUCAAAUAGCUUUGAAUUCUCGCCAGAUAAGAAGUACAUCCUUCUUACAACAAACAUAAUUAAGCUUUAUCGUCAUUCAUUCUUUGCUAAUUGGAGGAUAUUUGAUAUCGCAGCAGAAACAAUAACAGAUGUGAAAAUCACGGAGGAAGAUGACAGUUUUAUCUAUCGAUUAGUCAAAUUUGGACCAGAUUCAUCGUUAAUUAUUGUUGAUAAGUUUAAUAUUUACUACAAACCAUCACCAACUGCUGAGUCUAUUCAAAUCACUAAAGAUGGAGAUUUGUCGAGUUCACAUAAAAUUGUUAAUGGUGUGCCUGAUUGGGUUUAUGAGGAAGAAGUUUUCUCGUCAAAUUCUGCAACUUGGUUCUCAAAAGACGGAAAGAAAAUUGCCUUUAUUCAAUUUGUGGAUAGUAAUGUUCCAACCAUAACAUUGCCUAUUUAUGGACUUCCAGGACAGUACAAAUACCCAGAGAUGAUACCUGUUAGCUAUCCAAAAGCUGGAGCAAAAAAUCCAUUAGUCAAGCUGUUUUAUGUUACUUUAAAUGGUGUAAAUCCUGACAGCUUGCCAGAAAUUCCAAAACCAGUAAGCUUAAUAGCUGAUGAGUAUAUUAUCACUUCUGUUGGAUGGGCAAAUGAAAACGAGUUAAUUUCAGUCUGGAUGGACCGUGUUCAAAAUCGUGGACUUAUCCUUAAGUGCACUUCCAAUAAUAAUUGUGUCGAUCUUUUAACUUUAGACACAACUGAAGGAUGGAUUGAAUUCUUCACUGCACCGUUAUUCAAUGGUGAUGGAACUGAAAUGAUAUUUAUCGGAUCGACUGAUGGCUAUCGUCACAUCAAAGUAUUGAAUUUAAACAAUCGAACUGUAUCAAAUAGAACAUCUGGAAAGUAUAUUAUUACGGAAAUAUUAAAGUUCAAUAAGGAUAACAACGUGAUAAUUUAUACCGCAAAUACUGAAGAAGACAUUAAGGCACAACAUGUAUAUGCAAUUAAAAAUGUGAAUGGAGCACUGCCAAUGUGUUUGACAUGUAAAUUAUAUGAGGGACAAUCAUAUUACAGUGCGGAAGUGUCAGAAGGUGGAAGCUAUUUAAUUAUUAAUAGUGGAGGACCUGAUGUACCUCGUGCGGAUUUAUAUACACUAAAAAUAGAAGGAGAUAAAAUUGUGUUAGCAGAUCAUAUGGAAGUUGAGAAAAACGAUGACUUUAAGAAUCUUGUUUAUAAGAAAAAAGUCCCAAGAAAGAUUUACGAUAGCAUUGAAUUAGAUGAUGAGACAGACGCGUCUAUAAUGAUGAUAGUUCCUAGUGAUUUAGAUGAAAGUAAAAAGUAUCCAAUGCUUGUUGAAGUUUAUGGAGGUCCAGAUUCAUCAAGUGUCACAAAUCGUUAUUCAAUUGAAUGGGGAACUUAUCUAGCAUCAAGUUUAGACAUAAUUUAUGUAAAGAUUGAUGGUAGAGGAAGUGGACUAAAGAGUGAUAAGCAUUUGCAUGCAUUGUACAAGAAUUUAGGAACAGUUGAAGUCGAAGAUCAAGUUAGAACUGCUGAGAAGUUGCAUGAAAAAUAUCCGUACUUAGAUUCAACAAGAACUGGAAUUUGGGGUUGGUCGUACGGAGGCUAUGUGUCUGGAAUGAGUUUAAUGAGAGAUAACAAGGUCUACAAAUGUGCAACAAGUGUAGCGCCUGUUACUGACUGGGAACUUUAUGAUUCAAUUUAUACAGAACGAUACAUGCUGACACCCGAGCUAAAUCCAACAGCUUAUAAUGCGUCUCGCAUGACAAAUUUUGUUGAAAACAUAACAAAGCACAAUAAAAUGUACAUGUUGGUGCAUGGAACUUUAGACGAUAAUGUUCAUUUCCAGCAAGGUAUGGUUCUUGCCAGAGUUUUGGAGCGCAGUGAUAUUCAGUUCAAAGAAAUUACAUAUCCCGAUGAAGAUCAUUCACUAGCCGGAGUUCGUCCCCAUUUAUACCAUUCACUCGAGCACUUCUUUAAAGAAUGCUUUAACUUAUCAGACUAG